Linum trigynum is the source of this 6454-nucleotide messenger RNA. The record is from the annotation of a GenBank genome assembly. NCBI's taxonomy places the organism in Eukaryota, Viridiplantae, Streptophyta, Magnoliopsida, Malpighiales, Linaceae.
CAUAGUAUAGGCCAAGUUACGAACACAUGUCACGAGCGUAACCUUUGGAGUUCAGGCCGUGACUUCUGGUAUGAUUUCUUCCUCUUGAGGUGCGGGUUCCGGCCAAAAUGGGCUAAGUUACGGGAUGGGCUGUAACUUGGAAGGUCGUUCGUAACUUGGGGGUAUGCUUAUGUUUCUCAGCUUUCAAGUUACCCACCAUUCGUAACUUGGGGUCUCAACCUGUAACUGGGGUCUGCUGCUAUUUUUGGGCUCAUUUUGACCUCCAAAUGCCCCCAUAACUUGCUCCUAACAUUCCUCCACGUACUAGGACCUUAAGUGUGACGAAAUAAACACAACCUAGCGCGAAAUAGGCCAAAGAAUGAUCAAAAUCAAGCCAAACAAUUGAGAAAUGAGGGAAUAAAUAUGGUGUUAUCAAUAGGGAUGGCAAUCAAAUCCAUGACUGCGGGUACCCGACCGCCCCCGACCUAUUCAAUGCGGGGAAUCCCCGCAUUGACUGGGUAUGGGGCAGGUAUGGGUAAAUCCGCAAAAAAUUUUGAUGGGUAUGGGCAUGCUCGCCUCAUACCCAUAACCUCCCCACCAAGAGUAUUUCUUCACAUAUAAAUAAUACCUGGAUCAAAUUGAAAUCUAUCAAUGAUAGUGAAGGUAACUUAAGACAAUAUAUAGUAGAAAUGCAAUUGAGUGGCCACCCAAAUCCAAAUCUAAUUCCUUUACGUCGAUUCUCCUUUUAUUCUUUCACUUUCCCUCUUGUUAACAAGAUAAUUAUGUUAGUUAAGAAUUACUUAGUAGAUGUAUUAGAGUUAAAAACUAAUGAUUUGGAAAUUAUUACAAUGUAUCUUAUUGAUUAAUAGAUGUUUUAGGAUCAUACGAUUUGAACCGCACUAAAAAUGAUUGUAUCUUUGUUUCUUAAUGAUAUAGUAAGCCUGUUUAGAUUUAUAAUUGAAAAUUUACAUGCAAAGUCUUGGGUAUAAUGAUGUUGGAUGUACGGGCCGUGAAUUACCCAUGGGUACCCGAAACCCAUGAGUAUGGGGAUGGGUUUGCAAAACCUUCCCCCACAUGGGUAUGGGACGGGUGCGUGUUUGGAUAUUUGCAAGCGGGGAUGAGGAUGGUUUAGGCUAACUCACCAUAUUGCCAUCCCAAAUUAUCACUCAGCGACAUUUAAUCAUAUGUCUAGCUCUCACUGCUUAUUUUAGAAUGUUCAGGCAGUUGAAACCAUGGAUUUACAGGUUGCAAAUGGGUCUCUAAUUCAUGUCGAAGGAAUUGGUACCAUUGCUUAUGGUCAAGUGAAACUGCCUAAUGUGCUCAUGUUCCUAAACUAGUACCCAAAUUGGUUUCAGUAGGGCCUCUUGAGGAAGAUGGAUCUCGGGUUACUAUUGAUGCACAUGGUUGCGUUGUGCAAGAUAUGACAAUGGGGUAGAGAUCGGGAGAGGGAGUAAAUGUGAUGGCAUCUCCUCUAUCUACAACUACUCUCGUGGAGGGAAGGAUGUGGACGUGCAUGAUGGUGCACACACAAUUGGAAAUAUAUAUGACAAUUGACAACUGAUUGUGGGGCUGCCACUACUUCUGGUUUUCUACAUUAGAUAGUUCCGGGAACAAUAAUUUGGUUAUUCGGUAAAAUUUUCAUAAUGAAAUUUAUGGCAUCAUCGGUUGGGUCACUCGAAUUCUUCUCGUCUUUUAGCCAUAUUUAAGAAAAAGUGGUUGUCGGGUAAGGUUGUUUCGAAUCCAGGAAGUGAUUGUGUUCAUUGUAUUGAGGGAAAAUUUUCUUAACAUUCUUUUGUAUCCAGUACUACAUUAUAUUCAGAGCCAUUCAGAUUAAUCCAUACAAAUCAUUGGGGGCCAUCUCUGGUCAUGUCUCGUAUGGGUUUUUGUUAUUUCGCCCUUUUUAUUGAUCAUGCCUCACCCUUUGAAUAGGUUUACUUUCUUCGUCGGAAAUCUGAACUCUAUACAGUGUCUAAGGUGUUCCUUCAAAUGAUUUCUACUCAGGUCGAGCAAAAUGUUAAGGUGGUCCAGUCAUACCCUCGAUGAAUUUACUUCCAAUCCUCUACAGAUGCUCUUUAGUGAUCGUGGUGUUCAACCUCCGCAAUCAUGUAUGGGGCAUCACGAAAAAAUGAGUUGGUGGAAUGAAAACAUUGUCUUGCUUUGGAGCUAGGAUGUGCCACCUUAUUCCAUUCUCAUGUGCCAUCUCGGUUUAGAUUGAAGCGGUUCAUAUUGUGAUAUUUCUUGUUAAUCGCCAAAUUACUCUGGCUCUUCAACAACAAAGUCCACAUAAAGUGCUUUGAUAUCAUGUUAAACACAAUGAAAACAAAACACAAUGAGAAAGAAUCAGCGAGAUAAAAGCAGACGAAUGGCAGGAAAGUAAUAGUGUGGAAGAACAUUUGAAAAUUGAAUGUUCCACGGAAAUUGAAUACUUUAACUUAUAGUACUAUGUUUGUUUGAACGGAAUAAGUUGACUAUACUAAGGAAAAUCAUGGCACCUUUGGCCCAAAAAUCUGCAAGUCACUCUAGACAACAUUGCCAGAAAAUGAGUUUAUUCGUGUACCUUUCCAGAACAUUAAAGCAUCACAACAAGUUAGAAAAUCUCUUAUCGUAUCACGAAUUUUCAGCCUGUUCCAUAUCCAUGAGCAACAACUACUAGUAGAUAUUUCUGAGAAUGUAUCAACAUUGAUCGUAUAUUUAUCCAAUGUACCAACACCCUCCUUUUUAUAAAAACGUUUGAAAUGUGUCGUAUAGUACUAUACGAUAUCACAACCAAUAUUCAGACAAAUUGAAAGUUAUAUUAGUUCACUCAAAAUGAAAAAGAAAAAAACUGGUUAGAUGGAUUGUUUAUUUAUUUUUAGGAAAAAUAUCAGGAGGAUGAGGACCAUAGAGCUCUAAAAAAUUUUUGAAAGAGUUUACCAAAACUGGUAGGGAUGCACGUUAAUCUAGAGACCAUUCCCCCCGCAUUCUUCGACCCUUCCCAAAUUUGCUUAUCUUAAAAAACAACAAAAACAACAACAAAAAAGCCAAAAGGGAAGAAUAGAAAGCGAAGAAUCACAGAGUCACAUCAUCCAGGCUAUUCUUCCGGCCGGAACCCCACAACAGCAUUAGGGAGAAACCAGCCGGAAAGAAAGCGCAAAGCCCACCUCCCCGCCGGUAACCAACAGGCGUCGUCAGAAGCUUUUUGCCUUCAAUUCCCCCAAUUUAAUCCCCUACACCAAUAUCUGUUUUCUUUCUUCAUUUUCAAAAUUUAAAUUUCACCAAUAAAUAUAUAUCUUCUCCUAAUUAAAUGCCUCACGACUCAUCAAAAAGAUGUCGGAUCCACCCAGUACCCCGUUGAUGCAGCUUCUCGAUCACGACAGCCACGACCGUCACUACCGAAGCUUCGCCGUUCCGAUGGCAUCUCUCCGCUCCUUCGACCAAAGCCGAUCCAGCAACAACAUCCGCCACCGCGGCGCUGGCGGAGGCUCCGAUCUCCCCAAGCCCAAUCGGCGAUCUCUCGAUUACAGGUCCGCCUCCAUGCCGCAACGCCACAUGAAUAAUAUGAAUGACGCCAAUGAUGACGACGAUCUGGCAAUGCCGACCGCCGCCGGCGUGCUCUCCGGGAUACUACACAAGUGGGUGAAUUACGGGAGGGGGUGGCGGCCAAGGUGGUUCGUCCUUCAGGAUGGAGUUUUGUCGUAUUAUAAGAUCCACGGCAAAGGCCAACAUAAUAUCACUCUCAAUCGCCAGGCUCUCAACAAGCUCUCUUCGGCGUCUUCCUUCAACGGCUGCAGCAAAGUCGUCGGCGAGGAGUCCAUGCGGUGGAUCUCCCGCCAGACCAGAUCCAUUUCUGAACCCCGCCGCUUUUGCCAUCCCGUCGGCGAAGUCCAUCUCAAGGUGUCGACAAUCCGGAACAGCCGAUCGGACGACAGGCGUUUUUCGGUGUACACGGGGACGUCGAAGAGGCUACAACUGAGGGCGGAGAGCCCGGAGGAUAGGGAAAUGUGGAUGGAGGCGUUGCAGGCGGUGAAGGACCUGUUUCCAAGGACGACCAUAUCCGAUGAGGCCGCGGGAGCGACGGUGCCGACGCCGCCAGUGUCUACGGACAGGUUGAGGCAGAGGUUGAAGGAGGAAGGGGUGAAAGAGGAGACGAUAAAGGAGAGUGAGGCUAUCAUGAGAAAUGAGUUCACGGCUCUUAACAAUCACGUCCUCCACCUCAACCAGAAGCAGGUGCUACUUGUUGACACUUUGCGCCACUUAGAGACAGAGAAAGUAGACUUGGAGAACACUGUGGUUGAUGAAAGCAAAAAUCAGUCGAAGAAACGCGGCAUCAAAACUAACGAAUUAAACAGUACCGGAAGCGAGUCGGACGAGGAAGACGAGGAGCGCGACCGAAACGACGGCGGAGAGACGGAGGACGAAGAGGAGGAAUUCUUCGACACUCGGGAUUUCCUCUCGUCCACGGGCUCCUUCAGGAAUCACGACGCCGACGAUGCCGAUGUACAAGAUCGGUCGUCGGAUGAUUCUGAAGACGACGACGAUGAGGGCCACAUCGGCUGGAAUCAAGAUCCCGACGGCGGCGAAGGAUCGGUUGGGGCCGCUGGGUCGAUCAAGUAUCCGCACGUGAGACGGCGGAAGAAGUUGCCGGAGCCGGCGGAGAAGGAAAAAGCGGUCAGCCUGUGGUCAAUGAUCAAGGACAACAUCGGGAAAGAUCUGGGCAAGAUUUGCCUGCCCGUAUAUUUCAACGAGCCGAUCUCUUCUCUCCAGAAGUGCUUCGAGGAUCUCGAGUACUCCUACCUUUUGGAUCGGGCUCAUGAAUGUGGUAAGACGGACGACAGCUUAAUGAGGAUACUGAACAUAGCAGCAUUUGCGGUAUCAGGGUAUGCUUCCACUGACGGGAGAGCUUGUAAGCCAUUCAACCCGUUGCUAGGUGAGACGUACGAAGCAGAUUUUCCAGACAAAGGCCUAAGAUUUAUCUCCGAAAAGGUGAGUCAUCAUCCAAUGGUGGUGGCAUGUCACUGCGAGGGCCGCGGGUGGAAGAUGUGGGGAGACAGCAACUUGAAGAGCAAAUUCUGGGGGCGCUCGAUUCAGAUCGACCCCGUCGGCGUCUUGACGUUGGAGUUCGACGACGGAGAAGUUUACCGCUGGAGCAAGGUCACAACGUCCAUUUACAACCUGAUCCUUGGCAAGAUCUACUGCGACCACCACGGCACGAUGAAGAUAGAAGGCAGCGGGAAGUACUCCUGCAAGCUCAAGUUCAAGGAGCAAUCCAUGAUCGACCGAAACCCUCACCAGGUUCAAGGCAUCGUGGAGGAGAAGAGCAGCGGGAAGACGGUGGCGACGCUGCUGGGGAAAUGGAACGACAGCAUGCACUACAUCAUCAAGUCGGAUAACAACAAGAAGAAACCCGACCCGGAGCUGCUUUGGAAGCGGAGCAAGCCCGCCAAAUACCCGACCCGAUACAAUCUGUCCCGCUUCGCCAUCACCCUCAACGAGCUCACGCCGGGCCUCGAGGAGAAGUUACCGCCGACCGAUUCGAGGCUGAGACCAGACCAGAGAUGCUUGGAGAAGGGGCAAUAUGAUAUGGCCGACGCCGAGAAGUUACGGUUAGAACAAAGGCAACGACAGGCAAGGAAGAUGCAAGAGAGCGGUUGGAAGCCGAUGUGGUUUGCGAAGGAGAAAGUAGAGAAUGGGAAUAGUAACAGCAGCGGCGGCGGCGGCGGGUACCGGUACAAUGGUGGUUAUUGGGAGGCUAGGGAGAAUGCCAGCUGGGAUUCAUGUCCCACUAUUUUUGGCUAAAUUACAUUUAUACGUACCUAAUUGCAAGCUAAUUAACCAUGUAACUAGUUUUGAAGGUUUUUUUUUUUUUUUUUUUUUGGAAGUGGCCGUCAUUAGCCAUUAUGCAUAGACAUUACGGUCUUCUUCUUCUUCUUCUUCUGUUGUUUAGGGUUCUUUUCCUUCCCUUUCGUUUUUGUCCUGCUUCUCAAUAGUGAUUGCGGAGAAAACGGCGACAAGGGAAAAGGUAAACUAUUUUUUUGUGUGUCUGAGAGUUGUAAUUAUAUAUUUGCAUGCAGCAAAUUAGUCCCUGCAGACUCAUCCUCCACGUUAUCUGCAAUCCUCUUGAUUGCUGAAAGAAAAUGCUGUAUAGGUUCAGGCACUAAAGAAAUUAAAGUCCAUUGUACAUUCGAUUCUUUUACUGUAAAGUCUUUGUUAACUUGAGAAACUCUAGUCAUUCACCCUCUUCAAGAGAAUUGGCAAUCUGAGAUCCCUCUACGGACACCUCUAUUUAUCAAUCCAAUAACAAACAGAUAGGAUUGUGUGGAUUUAGGUUUAAAACUGAUAUACCCACUUAUUAAUGAAUUGGUGUGAUUUUCAUCCGCAUCCCUCCAAGAUUUUAUCCUGGUUGGGUCGUGGGUGGCGGGUGAGUAGUUUCGUCGGGUUAAUCCACAAGAAUCAUUCUUUAACGAGUCUUUUCAAUCAAUAUAUGAUUAUCUUUUGU